This is a messenger RNA of Symbiodinium necroappetens, 5646 nucleotides long. The record is from the annotation of a GenBank genome assembly. NCBI's taxonomy places the organism in Eukaryota, Dinophyceae, Suessiales, Symbiodiniaceae.
AUGCCUGCUCCGCGUCCAGCGUCUGCUGGACGGCCGGCAGCCGCACGACCUGCAUCGCCAGGCAGAAGGCGGCUGGGUGAGCCCAAGUCUGGCAAUGAACCGGAGUUCGUGCCACCUUCUCCUUCGACCUUGCCGAUCUUCCAUUUCAAAGCUGAGUUGACGCGACACCAAGAGCGAAUCGAGACAAUCAUCAGCGAAAUGCUCGUGCGCAUUCCAGAGGUGACGUCCCAGGCAGUAAGGGACGAGCUGGGCAAUCUGAAGUUACCGAUGAACAGGCAACGCAGCUCUCUCAGAAUGUCGCAACGCAGCUCCCUACAACUUACAGGGAGUGUUGCAGACCUCCCAGGCGUGCCGCAGGUAUCAUUGCAUGAGCCCCUCGGGGAGGAUGAAAGCCUCAACAAUCAGCUGGCGUUUUCACGCUCUACAAGCAGUAAUGGCAAGACUCCUUCACGACGUCCAUCCCAACAGGAUAAACUAGAAGCAUGGGGAGGCAUAGAAGAGGAGGCAAAGUUCAAGCUGGACAGAGACAAAGUCAAAGGUGUCAAAGACCUUCUUGAGAUGAAGAAGCGGCAGCUUGAUGCUGCGACUGGACAGAGGUGCCAACGAUUCGCCAGGAUGGUGGUCGCACAUCCGAAGUUUGAACUGGGCUGUGCAAUGCUGAUUCUAGUUUGUGCUGUCAUGAUUGGCGUCGAAGCCCACUGGACAGUCGAGCAUAUUGGUUCACCUGAGCCAUUGACCUUUCGCAUUCUGAACUCGAUCUUCAACCUCCUCUUCACUGUGGAGCUGAUACUUCGAGCCACGGUGGAUGGCCUACAUUUCUGGUCCUGGUCCAACCCCUCCAUACACUGGAACUUGGUGGAUUCGGUCCUGGUUGCUAGUGGGCUUCUGGAGGAAUUGUUGCUCGUGCUGUUAUAUGCAGCCAGUGUCAACUUGUCAGGUCUGAAGAUACUUCGGAUGGUGCGCUUGGCGCGGAUAUUGAGAAUAGUGAAGGUGGUGCGCUUCUUCUCCGAGCUGCGCGUUAUGGUAAAUGGGGUCAUUGGCUCGGCGAAGUCGCUGAUUUGGGCUCUACUCCUGCUGAUCUUGGUAAAUUUCCUGUUUGGUGUGCUCGUGAUGCAGCUAUCCGUGGAGUACCUGGAAAAUGUCGACUCUCAUGCUGAAUUGCUGGACUACUUUGGCUCCCUUGAUCGUACUAUGCUGACGCUGUAUGAAUCAGUCUCUGGCGGCAUAGACUGGAAAAAUGCCGUGGUCACACUGCGUCCUGUGGGUGCGUGGAUGGAGUACAUCUUCGCAGCUUACGUGUUCUUCACGGUGUUCUGCUGCAUGAACAUAGUCACAGGCAUUUUCGUGGACAACGCAAAGGCCUUGAAGGUGGCAGACGAAGAAGCCAUGCAUCAUGAGGCGAUGAAGGAGCGACAAAAGUGGAUUGUCGAAGUGGCAGAUCUCUUCUCGCGAAUCAGCGAAGCGCAUGAAGGGAGGUUGACGAAGCAGCAGUUCGUCUAUCACGUCACAAACAGCGAUAGAAUUGCGACAUGCUUCUCUCACCUGGGCAUCAACACAGAGACGACGAACACGGACGAGCUGUGGGAUCUCUUCGACAUGGAUGAAAACGGCUGCAUCGACCAGGAAGAGUUUGCCAUGGGCAUCAAGCAAUUUCACGGAGCUGCACGCAGCAUCGAUUUGUUCAAGAUGAGACGAGAAGUGAAGGAACUCGUCCGGCUCGUCAAAGAGGGGCUAAAAGCCGGCCUGAUUUUCCUCGCCAUGAAAGCCGGUUACUUGGCUGGCCUUGGGCUGCCCUUCGGAGGUUCACCAGUGCUCCUGCACCUUCCCGAGGAGAGCCAGGACCGCAGCGGCGCAUCAGGCGCGUCCUCCGUCCAGGCAUCCACCGGGACCAAAGCGGAGGAGGCAUCGGACGGCAGGAGCUUCCUGGAAAAGUGGAUCGACACAGACUUGGCCAAAGGCGGGCGCUGCCAUGGCCAGAAGGUCUUGACGCGAUUCCCGCCAGAGCCGAAUGGCUAUCUGCAUAUUGGCCAUGCAAAGUCCAUCACCAUCAACUUUGGCUUGGCACAGAAGUACGGCGGCGGUUGCAACCUUCGGUUUGACGAUACAAAUCCAGACACGGAGGAGACGGAGUAUGUGGAGUCGAUUCAGGAGGGUCUUGACAUGGAGAAGUGCAAGGCUGGUGGCAAGCCUUGGGUGGGUGAGCCCGUGUAUGCAAGUGCACAGCUCAGGUGUGACUACUUUCAGAAGAUGUACGACUUCGCCAUCGAUCUGAUCAAGCACGGAAAAGCAUAUGUGGACUCGCAGACUCCCGAGGAGGUGCAGAAGAAUCGCGGUGGCGGCCCGAACAAUCUUCCGGGAGUCCCAAGCUCUGAAAAGCUCAGCCAAUGCGAAGGCAAUGUCUUCUGCACCUGCUGCACCAAGGUUGACUCGCCGUUUCGAAACCGUAGUGUCGAGGAGAAUCUACGGCUGUUCGAAGAGAUGCAGGCGGGAAAGCACGCAGAGGGCUCGCUUCUUCUCCGGGCCAAGAUCGACAUGAAUCAUCCGAACAUGAACAUGCGGGACCCGCCCAUGCCACUGGAACUUCAAAAGCUGACGAACGUUUGUACCGGGUUCGAUUUAGUCAUCACCACCGAACUGGUGACCGCUGGAAGGCCACCACAGUUGCAGGAUGCAAUAGAGGGCGUUACGCACUCAAUUUGCACACUGGAGUUUGAGAACCAUCGUGCUUUGUACGACUGGUUUCUCGACAAUACGUCAAUCGUUCCCAGCCGACCCUACCAGAAGGAGUUCGCCAGAUUGGAAGUGCAGGGUGCCUUCACCUCCAAGCGCAAGCUCCUGAGACUGGUUCGCGUUGGUGUCAGCGACAGAAACAGCGUGACGCCUUGGGACCUUGUCGAGGAGUGCUGGAGGGAAGACUUGGAGCCCAUCAGCAAGCGAAGAUUGGCCGUCUUGGACCCGCUGGCGGUGGAGAUCGUUGAUUACGAGAAGGAGGAAGAGAUUGCAGGUUUCUCCCGUAAUGUCUUUAUUGACCGGUCUGACUACCAGGAGAAUCCGCCUGAAGGAUAUUUUCGUUUGGGAAAAAUCGGCAGCGAAGUCAAGCUGAGAUAUUCGUAUGUCAUCAAGCUAGAAGAGGUAGUCAAGGAUGCAGCGGGUAAAGUGGUGAAGCUCAAAUGUCAUGAUCCCAGCACCCGCGACGUCAUGCCUGCGGACCGGAAGCCCAAAGUCAUCCACUGGGUCAACGCCAAGGAUUGCUUGGAUGCCGAGGUCCGUUUGAUCAACCCUCUCUUUCUACCAAUCCCGGAUCCUUUGCCGGAGGGCAAGGACUGGGUGGAGUACAUGAAUCCCGAAGCCUGGGUUCAAUGUGCUGCCAAAGUCGAGAGAGCGCUUGGCCAAUGCGUGUUGGAAGAUCGCUUCCAGUUCGAGCGCUGUGGCUACUUCGUUGCGUGGAAGCACUCGAGCGCUCCUGACUACGAUUGCUUUGGCACACCCCCCAAGCUUACCUUCAACCGGGUGGUGCCUUUGAAAGAGUCUUCAGACAAGAAGAAGCUCGAGGGACGAGGCGCAGCCAGCAGAAAAGAUGCUCAGGCAGCUGCAGCAGCUGAAAAGGAGCGACUGCAAAGGCUUCCACCCGAGGAAUAUUUCAAGCAAGAAAGAGGCUCGGAGUUUUCCGCAUACGACGAGACGGGCCUGCCCACACACGACAAGGACGGCGUUGCGCUUCCGAAGAGCGCCGUCAAGAAGCUGGCCAAGGCAAGCUGGGAAACGGCAGAGAGGGAUCUUGCCUCAAACCUGGCCUUGGCAAAUCGCUCCACGAUGUCUUCUGUUGGGCGCAUGGAUGGAGCAUUCUUUGUAUCCAGGACAGAGUUGCUUGCAUGGCUUAACAGCAGCUUUCAGCUCAGCCUGGACAAGGUGGAGCAAUGCGCGAACGGCGCGGUGUGGUGCCAGAUCAUUGAUGCGUGCCAUCCCGGAGCCGUUUCCAUGAAGCGAGUGAACUGGAUGGCCAGGGACGAGCAUCAGUGCAUCCCUAACUACAAGGUGUUGCAGCAGGCUUUCAGCAAGGUAGGAAUCCAACGGCACAUAGAGGUUGACAAGUUGGUGCGUGGCAAAUAUCAGGACAAUUUGGAAAUGCUUCAGUGGAUAAAAAACUACUUCGAACGCACGUUUCAAGGUACUACUUACAAUGCGGCAGCGCGCCGCUUCACCGAUAACGUGCCGGACUGGGCGAGGCCGUCAGAGGGCUCCAGCCAGCCACUCCGGCGGCCGCUCCCAGCAAGCAGUGCGAACACGUUGGCCUCCAAGGCGCCGAAGCACGGCCGCCCUGUGGGAGGCGAUGGAUACCAGCGCAGUCAAGCUCCCAACGUGGCCCUUCUUCAGACAUCCGUUAAAGAGCUGUCUCGGCCCGCAGCAACAAGAGUGCGCUUCCAGAUGGGAGCAAACCCAUCAGGAAUGUUGGGCUCGAAGAGGUCUUCUGCCGGCUACGAGGAAGCAGGCGAUGUUACCCUUACGCUCAGCACUCGCACAAUCCUGGAGCCAUCUGGAAAGCAUCAGGGGACGGUGUUUUGCUUCCAUGGCUUGGGCGACGAUAGCAGAUAUUGGGAGCCCUUCUUCGAAGCAAUGAGGUCAGUCGGCCUGGCUCUGGCAGGUCUUCGAGUUGUCGGCGUUGAUGCACCUCGCAGACUGGUAUGGGGAGAAAGAAUGAAUGCUUGGUUUGAAUACCUGACCGACCGCAGCGGCGCCUUGGAGGAGGACGAGAUCAACGAAGCACAGCUUUUGGAAACUCGCCGUGCGAUUCAAGCCUUGGUGCAGCAAGAGGUGAGUGCACUCUCCGAAGUCUGGAAUGAUGACUCUCCACGAGUCUUGCUCAUGGGGUCCUCACAGGGUGGCUCUGCGGCUUGUGAUGCAGCGCUCACAUCACCGCAGAGAGUUGCAGGUAUUGUCAUGCUUCGCUCCCUGGUCUUAGGAUCAACUGCUACCCAGCAAGUGCAAAAGCAAGUACCGCUUGUGGCGACAAGUGGCGAUAUCGACGACACCUUCGCGCUGCCCCUUGUGAAGCGAAAUUUGGACAGCAUCAAGCAAGAGGUGGAGCACGUCGUCAUAAAGGGCCUCACCCAUGCUGCAAGCUACAAUGCUGAGGAAAUCCUGGCGGUGGCGAGGUUUCUGUCUCGGCAGUUCGGCUUGGACUUGGAGAUCGCCGACGCUUUGGGGCACCUGCGCAGUUUUGUGGCCAAGCAAGAUGCGGCGCUGAAGUCUUGGGGCGAUUUGUCCGAGAGUGAACUGAUGCUUGCUGCCCGACUUGGUAUCCAAACCGCGGCCGCUUGGGACGAAGGAACUGGCAAGAUUUGGGAAGUGAACUGGGAGCAGCUAUCCUUCCUUCAGCGACAAGCAGCCCAGGGCCUGGGCUUCACGCCGGAGAGCUGGAAUGCAAAGGAUUCUCGGAUCUCCCAAGAUCCAGCUUGUGAGAAGAGCUGGGCGGAGCUCACAGAGGAAGAGCGGGCUUGGGCCUUGAAGCUUGGCGUCAAGAGCAGGAAUGCCUGGGACAACGGAACAGCACCCGUUUGGGCAAAGGCGUGGAGAAAGCUCUCCCAUGCAGAGCGGAAGGCAGCGGAGCAACUGGGCUUCAAUGAGACUUCUUGGAAUGGAACAUAG